GCGAGGCCGCUGGUGGAGCUCGCAGCUCUUUCCUACAGUAGGGAGGUACUCCGCUCUGGCCCCGCUGGCUGACGCUGCGCUCGCUCUUCUCCGUAGACGGAUGAUCCGAUCGAAAAGGGCCGUCCGAAUCCCCGAAUACAUUCGACCCCGACACAAACCGCGUUUACAGUAACCCUGGGAUUUCCAUCCGUUCGUCGCAGCUCCAUGGUGACCCGAUACUGAUUUUUAAAGAGGAGGGCAUUCACUGGUUCAGCCGGAGAGGAUUCUUGCUGCACAAGCAGGGCUGAAAGAUGUGCAAUGGAAUGGUAGCGUGUGAGACAAGAGCCUCGCUCGCUCACAGGGUGGCCGCUACAUCCCUGCUGCUCCUCCUCCUCGGCAUGCUCCCCACAGGCCAAGCUUCAGGUUGUCCCAGACCCUCAGUUGUGCCUCAUGGCCGUGGGAACCUGACAGAAACAAAUCGCGGCUCCUUCUCUGUUGGCACGCUGCUACAAUACAGCUGUGAUCCAGGAUACACGCUGGAUGGCUACAGCAUCAUCACCUGCACCGUCUCAGGCCACUGGUCCUCGGAUCCGCCUCGCUGUGUUAAAAAUGACGUUUGUCAGCCACCAAGUGAGCCGGAGAACGGAGGAUAUAACUGCCACCCCUCGCCGUGCCACAGACUGACCCAGGGCACCGUGAUCGAGUACUUCUGUGAUGAGGGUUACAUUUUGAAAGGAGGAUACCAAUUCCGAACCUGUGACAAUGGAGAGUGGAAGUCGUCCAUGCAGAUCAGCUGUCACCCUGUUAAAGAAGAGGAGCAGCAGUCCCCGCUGCCAAUGCCGGCUCUGUCUAUUGUGGCCUCCACUGCCAGCUCUGUGGCCCUCAUCCUGCUGCUGGUGGUGCUGUUUGUUUUGCUUCAGCCCAAACUGAAGUCCUUCCACCACAGCCGCAGCCGGGAGCAGGGUGUGUCAGGACAGCCUACCUCCAUCAUGGUGGAGGGCGUUCAGGUCUCGCUGCCCUCCUACGAAGAGGCAGUGUAUGGCGCAGGCGGCAGUUCUGUGCCCCCUCCUGAGUCCCGGGUUCAGAUCGUGCUUUCGGAGGGCCCUCAGGCCGAGGGUUUGAACGAACCUCUUGAACAGGCUCAGGCGAGCUACAGUUUUCCCUCCACCUCGACAGCUGCGUCCUCGUGUCACGCAGAGACUGUAUUGGUUCACCAGGUGCCCUCUUCCUCCUCUCCAUCCUCCUCUUCCUCUCCCUCCUGGGCUGCUGAGCAGCCUGGUGCCGCUGCACCUCUCCACCGCAGGCAGAGCAGCGAGAGCAGCGAUCAGCACAGCUUGCUUUCGGUCACCUCUGCCGAAGACUAUGGCGAUGAUAUUCCAUUGCUUAAGGAAGCCUGAGUGUGUGUGCAGUCACCCCUCUCUCUGUCAUCGCUGGCCAGGACUGUAACCCCUAAAGCUUCUCACCAAACACGUACCCCGCAGCCACCCGUCAGAACGCAGCAGUAAACAAGAUCCGACAGCUGUCCCUCUGCCAACAAAUCGCCCGCUCCUGGGGUCUACAAGCAGCAGCAUGGCCCACCCCGCCCACCCCCGAGGAGUCCGGCAGCUCUCUUCACAGGAAGAACCUUCGACCGGAUGACCCCUCGAAGGGUUACGCAAAUGUUUAACACGUCGCAGGUGCGCUAAUAAUCAGUUGCACUCACCGGCUUACCUCGUCACGGCGAGGAUUCACUAAUUACAAAUGAAUGCAUUCAGAUUACGUUGUGGACCUCUGCUCCGUCAAUGACUGUGACCUCUUGCGAAGGGGAGAGUUCAGCAAGGAUUUGCUAAGCCAGGCCCUUUUCUCUUUGAUGCUGCAUGUUCUGUGCAAUUUCUUUUUUCUGUUUCGUUUUACGCGCGUACACACAGGAGCACGGCACAAUCGAAGCAUGACGCAUAGCACCAUCUCCACCAUCUCCUUGCGCGAGACGCAGGGUUGAACUGAUUUACAUUUGUACUGUAUUCAAAGACAUGCUUGCCUUUUUAUUUGUCGAGAAGUACCUGCGCUGUGCUCUGCGCGUGUGUGUGUAUGUGUGCGUUUCUGAUGCCUGUGUGACUGUGGCCGUUGUGAUUCAAAGAGGGCUGAAGUAUCAUCUAGGCUUCUUUUCCCCAAAAUAGGAAACAUUUUCAAUACCUCCAUUUUCUAAUUGAGAUGUUAUUUAACUAGAAUGGAUGUUUCUUGUCUGUUUGUCCAAAGUGAGGAAGAGAUACUUUGUGUUAGAAGCCGUGAGAUUACUGUUCUCACUCUUCCUUUUAAAGCAAGUGUAUCUCUCUCAUGUUUAUGUGUUGCACGUUUAAAAAAAAAAAAAAAAAAAAAAAAAGUUAAUUUUUUUUUUUUUUUUUUUUUUUUUUUUUUAAAUCACUUAUGUUCUUACUCCAAGGGAACAUUUUUGAGUGUUGACUAAGUUUGUUAUUGGGCUAUUCUUUAAGAGCUUUGACUCGGACUUAUAAUAUUUGGAUUUGAGCAAGUUUAAUUCACUUUUAAUGAAUGAAAAUUAAACCAAGUGUUUUGCAUUUGAAUGGUUUGUAAAGUCAACGGUGUGGCUAAUAUUUUAACGAUGACUAUCAAGGAUAGGUUUUUCUUAAUAAAUCACUUGCCAUGUGCUAUUACAAUGGUAUUUGUAAGGAGAUUAUAUCCGAUAUCCUGUAAGAUCCUAAAUAUGUUGUGCAUUGCAUUAAUGCACUGUAUAGACACUUUUUCCAAUUAAAUAUUUAAUUCUUUUUAGUACAUAUGAAAGCUCCAGAAAAUGGCCUUGUUCUUCGCUCAAAAGCGUUCUUUUGGCAAACGGACAUUUAAAAAAAACCAAUGAAUCUUUUGUUUGAGUUUGCGUUUAUUUUUUUUGUCCUUUCCCAUUGCCACCUUAUGUGUAUAUCCCCUGUGGUUGACUCAGAAUUCUGAGAAUUUGUCAUCAUGCAUUAAAUAUAUAUAUUUUUAUGUGUCUGACUUCGGAGAGAGAGGGCCGUUUGCCUAUCUGCACAUCCUCAGUUUUGUGUUCCUGGCUUGUUUUUGUAAAUUUGAUUUACAUUUUUUCAUGCAAACUGAAGGCAAAAUAUUACUGCUGCCUUAAAACUUGUACAUUUCAUACAUUUCUCACUUUGUAAUCGUGUUUCUUCCAUCUCACUGGCUUUAUGGUAAUUUGUCUUCAGUUUCCUUAUGGCCUUACUUUUUCUUUUCUAUGCAUUAAACAUUGUCUUGUUUUUUCAGACAUGGGGUUUUACUCCUUUUGGAGGAUGUGACAUAAGAUUGUCCACCCGUACUUCCCCCAGAAGCUUUUUUUUUUUUUUUUUUUUUUUUUCCCAGUAAACAUGAAAUAUUUCUCUUGUUUAUCAGUUUCAUUCAAAGGAUGUUUUUAAAUUUAAAAACAAAGGACGCAAGUAAAAAUGGAUACCUAGGAUGUGUGUGAAACACUGUUGUACGGUGUUUUUCUGCAAAUGUAAUUUAAGUUGACUCAUCCACCAAGCUCCCCAUCCCUAUUACACUUCUUUUGAUUUUCCUCUGUACAUUGCUGUGGGUGUGAAGAUAGUAUUUUAAUAUUUGUAUAAAGUUUAAUUUAAUUCUACAGUGUGUAUAUAACUAUUUCUAAUUAAAGCUUUCAUUUGAAGUGCUCAAAA
This is a messenger RNA of Puntigrus tetrazona (Sumatra barb), 3629 nucleotides long. It is a transcript of the gene susd6, whose product is annotated as sushi domain containing 6. The transcript is spliced from 7 exons. The coding region runs from base 291 to 1376 and encodes 361 amino acids. Lineage: Eukaryota; Metazoa; Chordata; Actinopteri; Cypriniformes; Cyprinidae. The record is from RefSeq and is a predicted model, not a curated record.